UCUUUCGCAUAACAUUGAAAAAGCAACUAUUGAAGUAAUAAAUAAAUGUUGAAUUGAUAGAAAUUUUUUUUUUUUAUUCUUGUUGCCAAGGAUUAAAAAAAAGCGUUACAUAAGCUUUAUAAUUAGAUUACAAAUUUCAAAUGGAUAUCAAAUUUUCUAAUUGUUUAUCAUUAGAUGUUCUUCAUUCAAACUAUCCAAACAAAAGAUGGGCUGAAAUGAAGUUUUCUGACGAUACCACACUUGAAGCUGUUAAAAGCACGUUAUUUUAUAGAACUGGCACACCUUCACAUCGCAUGAAGCUUUAUGCCUAUCAUCGCCAUCAUGAAAAUGAAGCUAUUUCUUUAGGAAUCGAUGAUUCGUUAACACUUAAAGACUUAGGAGUCACGCACCACAUGAUACUUAUUAUCGUGGACGAAGAAAAAAACGACGUGUUUUCCGAAGAAACGAAUAACGCACAAACAAAACUUUUCACUAUUACCGAAGAACAAUAUAAUAAUCGUUUAGAUAAUGCUCGUAAAUUUAUUUCAAAAAUACGAGCUGUACAACAAAACAUGCAGCACACCCCUUCCACAGUGGAAAAUAUCGAUCAUGGUAUACAAAGUGGACAACGUUGUGAGGUACUUUCUCUUGGAGGAGUACGAGGUGAAAUUCUUUCCGUUGAUCAAAGACCUCAUUUCAAAGGUAAAUGGAUUCGGAUUAAAUUAGAUGAACCACUAGGAGACAAAAAUGUACCAGGAUGUGAUGAUGGUUAUGGAUGUUACAUUUCCUUAGCAUCAUGGAAAAAAAAAAUCCUUAUAGGGGAUUAUCCAUUUUGUGAUAUAUUGGAGACAAUAUAACAUUAUUUUAAAUUAUAAGAAAGUCAUCCUAUCAUUAAACGUUUUCUCCCUCUCAGUUGAACUAAUAACAUUAAAAAACUAAAAUGGAUUGUUUUAGUAGAACACUAUUUUAGUACAAAUCAUUUCAAUGAAAGCUUUAUAUAUUUCGCCUCAUUUUUUUUUUGAUACAGGAAGAAAGAAAUGAGGUUUAUACGACUAGAAUGUAUUGUAAAUGUUUCUCUUCUUUUUUAUUUCUAUCUUCUUACCUUCAACCAAUUUUUCGCGAACGGCUUGACUUUGGCUUACAUGCGGAAAAUAGCCUUCUUCUAACAAAACACGAGU
Hylaeus volcanicus is the source of this 1157-nucleotide messenger RNA. RefSeq lists its product as uncharacterized. The transcript has 3 exons. NCBI's taxonomy places the organism in Eukaryota, Metazoa, Arthropoda, Insecta, Hymenoptera, Colletidae. Gene Ontology annotation, molecular function: protein binding. The record is from RefSeq and is a predicted model, not a curated record. Bases 141 to 836 code for a protein of 231 amino acids.